Molecule: messenger RNA, 1445 nt
Organism: Periconia digitata
Lineage: Eukaryota; Fungi; Ascomycota; Dothideomycetes; Pleosporales; Periconiaceae
Source: the annotation of a GenBank genome assembly
CUACACUGUGUAUGGAUUGAUAUAUAUUAAAGUACAUACGCAACGAAUUCGCUGGUUCAAGGGAUACCCUCGUCAGUGGAACAGUGCUCCAUCGGACCACCUUUCCCACACAUCAAGCGAUGAAUGUCCAUCGGGUGUGAAAUCCACAGAGUCUUAUUUCAACAUCUACCCUAGUCCAUGUCCAUCUUGCGUGAGGGAGUUGCGUUACAAUGCCCCUUCUAGCCUAGUGACUCUCUCGCCUGUCUGGCCGUGCGUGCAUGCAGCGACACAUCAAACUUUUUCGUCGACGCUACAUCUCUCUCGUGUGAGUAACAUCUACAUGCGAGCGCAGUGGCGUCCGUUUGCCUUCAGACAUGCAAUAUUAACACCCUUACCCACUUGACCUCUCCUCCGCCGGCGUGUAACUAGCGGGAUAUGUUUACUAUCUACACGCAAACUUGUAGUAGGCUCUCCACUCGCUAAACUCUCUACCCCGCCAUUCGGCGAUCGCUAUGAACCCUCACCUCGUGGGGUCUGUUUACUUCAACGAUGGUCGACUGGUACUCAAAGCCCAUCCGGGCUAUGAGCAUCUCUUCCCCCCAGGCUCUGAGACCGUACCUGAGCGGCCACCGACUCCAAGUCUUUCUCCCCUGCCCAUCGAGAGUGGGCCAAAGCCAGAUGAAGCCACCGGUUCAUCUGAGUAUAUCUGGGCAAACACGGGAAAGAGAACAUACCCGGAGACAGAGACGGAAGAGCCGAUUUCCAAGAGGCACUACACCGAGAAAAUGCAACGCCAUCAAUUUCGAGUUGGUGAUACGAACAAAUUGAAGGAGUUCUAUUACAUCCGUCUCAACGAGGUGGGCAUCAUCGCACUGCGGCGCAUUGUCACAGAGUGGAUCAGAAUCCUCGAGCCUACACGUCUGCGUGACUAUGGCCCGUACCACAAACUCGACCAGUACCGUCGAAAUCCCAGUCUGCUUACGGCGGAGUCCAAAGAUCGGGAGUGUGAGCCGCCGUGGUGGCCACGAGACGUGCCUUACGUGGAGCCGGCUCAUUUACCUGCAAAGGGCUUGGAAACCCUUGGGGUAUCACUAAUGCUGCUCCAAGUUUCGACCGAUAAGAAGUAUCAGAGAUAUCAUACCGAAGAGGACUUGAUAUCGAAGCUCCAUCAUGCUGCGAAUUACGUUGUCGCAUGUGUCCCCGUUCAAAAAUACGCCAUGGGAAGCGACGCACGAAACGCAUAUCUGAAAGAACGAGCGUUACAAAUUGUAUUACCCGAUCUCUUGAAGGCGACACAAACAUUCAGGGAGCACUACACCCAAGUAAACAACAGCGAAACAAUGUCAGAUAAGGUGAUUACGUACGAGGCGUUGCGGAAACCGGCGAGGAAAAGAGAGGGAAAGAAAGUCAAGCAACUGAUGUCGGUCCACAGUAUCUUGAAUAUUCCUUCGGAAUCAGUAUCUUGA